Molecule: messenger RNA, 8678 nt
Organism: Octopus bimaculoides (California two-spot octopus)
Lineage: Eukaryota; Metazoa; Mollusca; Cephalopoda; Octopoda; Octopodidae
Biological process (GO): regulation of transcription by RNA polymerase II
Molecular function (GO): DNA-binding transcription factor activity, RNA polymerase II-specific; RNA polymerase II cis-regulatory region sequence-specific DNA binding
Source: RefSeq, a predicted model, not a curated record
GAGUCACUCGACAAGUUUUACGAUAAAAAAUUUUUUCAGUAAAUAAAACAUUCUGGUCGGUCUGUCUGUGUGUCAUAUUGUCUCCCCCUGUGUUGGUAUCCACUUGGAAAGUGGGAUUUCACAAAAAAACAGAUAAAAUAAAAGCGGUCCCCGAUGUGUUUAGAUAGCAAAUAGCACCUGUCACCCACCCCGGGGAGGAAAUUCACAGAAAACUACACGAAUUUCCCCCCCUCCAUACACAAAACUUCAAACAAAAAUCACCAAAAAAAGAAAAAAACCAGCACAACAACAACAACAAACAAUAAUAAUUACUACCACUAUCAUCAUCAAUUUAACAUCUAUAUAUAUGUAAAAAAAUAUAUAUGUAUAUAUAUACCUAUAAUUAUAUACAUAUAUAUAUAAUUACAAGAAAGGUGAAGCAUUCAACAAAUUCUGUUUGCAAAAAAAAACAUAUAUUCCGAAAUAUUCUGUGCUUUAUUGUUUUACGGUCGACAGAUCCAAUGGCCGGGAAAGGGUGGAGAAAAUUUGUGUUGGUGUUUUUUCGGUCGGUCGAGAUGAUAUGUUAAGACAGUCGAGACCGACAACCAAACUUCACCUUGACGCCAUAGUUUCUUCACAUCAAGUGAGUCCCUUCUUCAGAAUAUUUUCGCACCUGUCUCCAAUGAACCGUAUCUGUAUUCCUAGAGUCACAUAUUUUGACAAACUUUACCUGAAACUCCAGCACUUAUUCUGAAGAAUCUGCACUGAUGUCUUACAGCCUAAUUUUGAACUUUCUUCCCUAAAAUUAUUUUAGAGCCAUCUUGACAUCAGAGACCCUUUCUAGAAGAUUUAAUGUCUUGUUCUAUCUCUGAAGUGAUAUUUCCAGAAAUUUCACUGCCCUAAUUUUGAAGAACAUUCUUUAAAAUUCCAGUGACCCCACAAGAAAGAGGACCUUUCUGUAAUAUUUAUAACUUUAUCUUCCUCAAUUUUCUCUAAUAUUCUUUAAUCUUGAUGCUUAAGAACAUUCACUGAAAUUCUAAUAUAUUUAAUUAAUCAUUCUACCAAAAAAAAAAAAAAGAAAACUGGAUCUUCUCAAGUGGUCCUUAACCAAGAAAUAUUUUCUGCUGACAAAGUCUAAAUCAUUGGAAGACUGCCGCCAAACUGGGUGGUGUUUAAACAAACUAAGCCACCUUCUCAUGAAACAUAAGAUUCCUUUGCUCUGGUGCUUAACUCUGGUUUCUGUGGUAUCAAGUAGAUGAGAGAUAAAUCUCCCCCUGGACAUAAUAUUGCUAUGUGGAAUUUCCCAAGAAAUAUCAAGUAGUUAACCAUUAUGUAGUUGAAGUGGGACAUGUCAACAACAAUAACAUUUUCAGUGGUAUUUCCUCAGAAAAUAUCUAGAUACUUAUCUUCCUGCUGUGAAGGAAGACACAACAACCACAACAGGAACAACAACAUUUGUAGUGGAAAUUCUCCACAAAUGCCUCGUUGCCGGUCUUCAUGUAGAAAAAGCGACACAGACAUAAUAACAUCCUCUGCUUUGUGAUAGGAAGGGGCCAACUGUCCCAGAUCAAACAGUCCUCAUCUCUAAUACAUCUCUUCUCUUCACCAGAACUUUUUUUUUUUGCCCACCAUUUACACAAAUGUCACACAAGGACUACAUCAAUCACCAAAUGUGAUUCCAAUUAUAGAAAAUUAAUUAUAAUUUCUUCAUAUCUGGAAUAAUUUUCCUAGAAAUUUAUUUCUUGUUUAUUUUGAAAUUCAACAAUUCUUCCAUCAUACCAAGACGAAAGAUAAAAACUGUGUCUGUCAGUCAAGUUUGUAUCAUGUAACAAAAUUUGUGUUGAGGAAUAGAGAACCUGCUGCCACACACACACACACACACACACACACACACACAAUUUCUGUCACACAAGCUUACACCUGCAUUCAUACAACAUGUAAACAAUUUCACCAGUCCUUCUUCCCUGGAGCUGUGUCCCCCUCUGGAACUCACUCUUGGCCCAUGUAUUGUCCCUACCAAACUACAACGGUUUAAAUGGAAGAUUAAAUCUCACCCACCCCAUCUGGAAGAGGAUUGUUGAAAACAUUGCUAUGGCCACUGACUCUCCCCCUCACACUAAUUAAAAACCAUACACGCACACACACACACAUAAAGAGGCUCAUACAUACAUACAUACACACACACAUACAUGUAUAUACAUCUAGUUAUAUAUCAGCACAUAUAAAUAUUGCACACGCUUGAACACACUUUCCAAACAGCGUGCACAGACACAAACACAUUCAUAGCCAGACAACACACAUAUUUAAGGAACACAUACACAAUCACAAACCCACUAAUUACAAGUAGACAUUUACACAUACACACACAUACAGAAUCCAUUCACUAAAUAUAUACAAAUAGAAACACACACAACAUAGUCACACAGACACAAUCACAAAGUAUCACACACACAGACAGACAGACACACACACACACACACACACAUUGUCAAAACCACAACAACAGUUUCAAUCUUCUUAAACAAGUAUUUCAACCAACAAACAUGCUGUCAACAGAAGGAGGCCAUCUGAUAAUUAACCAAAAGUCAUAACUGUUUCUGUGAUAACUACAUCAGUUUCUAAUAACAAUCUAAUUAACAAUGUGUAAUUAAUUAUGUCUAAUCUCUCUAACCAAAUGUAUCCAUUCAAUAACCAAUACGGAUUAGAUUUACAUAAUCCUCCUGGAUUAUUCUAUGGAGGUGAAGACUCUUUGAAACUGAACCAACAUGAGAAUGGAUCGAAUGCAGAACAGGGCCAGCGACACACUGGCGGGAAGUCUUGUAGGUGUAACUUCUGCCAAAAAGGCUACCCCCAUACCAUGUCGGCUAAUCCAAGGAUGUCGUCUGAUGGUAACAGCGCAGCCAGCAGCAGCAACAACAGCAACGACAACAACAGCAACAUGUUGGAUUCUAUACAACAGCAGCAACAGCAGCCACCUCAUAGCAUGAAUCCUCUUCUCAAUUCCAGCUCAACUCAUUCGUUGCAGUCUCCACCUCACUCUGACAGCGCAAUUAUGAAUGGAAGUGACAAUGGAGACGAUACUGGCAAUGUGUCGAGUUUGAAAUCAACCCCACAUUCAAACACGACCAGAACUCCUCCUGUCUCUUCUUCCAACAACGUUAUCCCGCCCCUCUUAAUCCCCAAUGUCCCCACUUCUUCAAGCAACUCUGCAAAAUGCUUCUUCUGCACUUUCUGCAAGAAGGCGUUUGCUCAGCAAAUCCACUUGAAAAACCAUGAACUUACCCACACAGCAGGGGGCGAGUAUCAACAGAAACCUUACACGUGUGAGAUCUGUAAUAAGAGCUUCAACCUGCAAAUUAAUUUGAAGAAUCACCAGAGAAUACAUUCAGGGGAGAAACCAUUCACCUGUGUCGAGUGUGGGAAAGCCUUCAGCCAGCAAGGGAAUCUGAAGAUACACAUGAGAACACACACUGGCGAAAAGCCUUAUCAAUGCGAAUUAUGCCCGAAGGCAUUCAGCCAACGAACUAACUUGGAGAACCAUUGUCGUAUACAUACAGGUGACCUCUUUAGUUGCAUGACGUGUUCGAAGACUUUCACGUUGCAAAUUAACUUACGCAAUCAUGAACGCAUCCAUACUGGUGAGAAACCAUAUCUGUGUGGGUUUUGCCCCAAAGCGUUCAGUCAGCAAACGGCCCUGAAGAAUCACCACCGGACACACACCGGAGAAAAGCCUUACACAUGCUUAACAUGUGGGAAAGCUUUUAGCCAGCAAGGAAACUUGAAACUUCAUAUGAGAAAUCAUACUGGAGAGCGACCGUUUGUGUGUCAGACAUGUGGCAAAGCAUUUAGUCAACGUGUCAACUUGGAGGACCAUAAACGCCUGCACACCGGAGACAUGUUCUACUGUCAAUUCUGUAAGAAAGCCUUUGCCAAUGCUUUCUUCCUCCGCAACCACGAGCGUAUUCACACCGGUGAAAAGCCAUUCAAGUGUUCGUUUUGUCCUAAAGCGUUCAGUUUGCAGAUAAACAUGAAAAAUCAUAUGAGAACGCAUACUGGAGAGAAGCCGUUUAGGUGUUUAACUUGUGGGAAGUCUUUCAGUCAGCAAGGCAAUCUAAAGCUGCACAUGAGAACACACACAGGCGAGAAACCCUAUCAAUGUGAACUCUGUCCGAAGACGUUUAGUCAGAAGACAAACCUGGAUAACCAUAGGCGUAUUCAUAACGGGAACAUGUUUAAGUGUUCGAUGUGUUCAAAGGCAUUUACUCUUCAAAUCAGUUUGCAGAAUCAUGAACGCAUUCAUACUGGGGAGAAACCUUAUUAUUGCACUGUGUGUAACAAAACAUUUGCACAGCGUGGAAAUCUGAAAACUCACUUUCGCAUACACACGGGGGAGAAACCUUUUCAAUGUGACGUGUGUGGGAAAAGCUUCUCGCAGAGGGCCAACCUAAACAAUCACAAACGCACUCGCACUGGUUGUGAACUCUAUUCAAAGCCCUCGGCCACUGCUGGAUCGUCGGCCCUGACCAACUCUAAGGAAUCUAACAUAGGGAAAGACUAUACGUCCCCGCAAAUAGCUGACAGGUCGGGGUCGGAGAUAUCCUCCUCGAACCUGUCUCCUCCAUCGUUCCCUUGCAACACACGCAGGAGCCCACCGCCUAAGAAUAACAACCCUUCUUUGAAAUCCAGAGAUCCAUCACACACUGAAGGGAGCAGCACAAGCCAUCCGGAUGCCCCCAGUCAAACACACAUGAGGAGCCACAGCCACAGCAACAUGACCAGCAUCCUCCCCAGCCACCCGACCUCUCAGCCACAAAACCUUCAUCACAUGAACCCUAGAGACUCCAAGAAUCACAGUGUCCGACUCCAGGCCCCAUCGGUCACACCCAGCUGGAUGGCACCGGCCUACCUCCAUGAGAUACCCCCCAACUGGGAGAACAAUUACUUGUGGUCGCGCAGCUUCCCCAUCCCCCCUAUUUUGGGCACUGGCUGGCCCAACAUGUCCAGUAUCCCCAACAUACCCAACACCGUGUCAAACGGACACAAGCAACAGCACCACCCUAUCUCCAAUCACCCGCACUCUAUAUCCUCCUCGCUCCAUCCCAAUCGAAAAACAUAAAAAAAGACUCCUUUCCGUAGAUUUCUAAUAUUGAAUCCUGAAUCACUUGACAAUUGUCACCCUUGACCCAUGGGGUCAGAAAAUGUUAUGACUGUAACAUACAAGCAUACAUACACACACACAUGCACACACACACACACAAACACACACAUCACAUCAGUUAACAUACCAAAGUUGCAAUGGUAACCCACUGGUUACCGUAUCAAAGUUACCGUGGUAACAGACCAGUUAUCAUGUUAAGACCAGUUACUAUGGUAACACACCAGUUACUGCACCAAAGUUCCUAUGGUAACACCAGUUACUGCACCAAAGUUCCUAUGGUAACACUAGUUACUGCACCAAAGUUACUAUGGUAACAUACCAAUUACUGUACCAAAGUUACUAUGGUAACACACCAGUUCCCAUAGAACACAAGCUUCAUUUUCUCAACUGUUUUAGUAUAAACCUUCUUCACUUUAUAUUUGUCCCCUAACAUCAUUAAGAUGUGUUUGUCAUGAAAGCCGUAACCCAGCUUUAGUUGCCCACAUUCUGUGAGUGGCCAUGUUAUUAGGGCACACACACACACACAGACUCCCCACUUGUUAUGUUCCCCCCCACCACACUGUGAUGUCAACCAUUAUAUUUUUAGGGCACACACACACCCAUGAUCUAGGUUGUCCUCAAUGCGAGUUGAACCCGGAACAUUAUUAUUAUUACACAAUGAAAUGCUGUACAUUUGAGGAGGAGGAGGAGGAGGAGGAGGUGAAGGUGGAGGAGGGAUGGUAUGAGUGUUUGUGUAGACGGUCUGUUUUUUUGUUGUUGUUGUUGUUUUUUCUCCUUAAAGUGGACAGAGGAAUGCAAAAGGUCCUACCCGGAGUUGUUACCUGGUGGUGGUGGUGGUGGUGGUGGUGGUGGAUUUCCACGAGUGGUCAGAGAAGAUAACUUACUUUCAAAAAUCCCAUAUGUAUAUGUAUAUAUAUAUAUAUAUAUAUAUAUAUAUAUACACACACACAUACAUACAUACAUAUAUAUGUAUAUAGAUAGAUAGAGAUAUAGAUAUAUACAUAUACAUACAUAUAUAUAUAUGUAUAUGUGUAAGUGCAUAGGAGGUGCGAAACAAGGUGGAAAAAUUAGUACUCGAAAGACCAAAGAUGGAAUCACAGGAAACUUUGAGUAACAGUUUGUGAAGAUUCUUUUCAGCUUUAAUAAAAUUGUAUAUAUAUAUAUAUAUGUGUGUGUGUGUACACAUAUACAUGUGUGUGUGCGUGUGUACAUAAUGUUGGAUUUCUGGGGCAUUGUGGUGGAGAUGAAAGACAAGUAUGGUGGCAGUGGUGGUGGUUGUGGUGGUGAAGAAUUUGUUGUGGUGAUUAGGGAAAUAAUGGGGCUACAAUUUUUCCUUCUCUCUGAUAACUUUUUUACUUUCCAAAUGCUGACCUCAAGGGUUUACAUCAGAAACAAAGUAUUUUUUUCAGUAAAAUCUAGUAUCAGGGUCCUACGAAAUCCUUAGCAUUUGGAGGAACUGUUCAGCAGACCAAAAUAUUUAGUUUCCUGAGAAGAAGUCGGUGAAAUCGAAUGUUUCUUUACAAAAUGUAACAGCUUGAUCUGGUAUAAUUUCUCUUUUGUAGAAAAUCUAAUCUAUACUCCAGUUUUGGACAGUUUGUUACUAUAAAUAAAGACAGAAAAGUGGUGAUUGAGAAGCUCCCUUCUCAACCCUAUGGCUUGUGGGUUCAGUCCCACUGCGUGGCACCGUGAGCAAUUGUCUUCUACUAAAGCCUUGGGCUGACCAAAGCCCUGCUUUUGGAUUUGGAGAUGAAAACUACAAGAAGCCAUCCAUCUAUCUAUCUAUAUAUAUAGAUAGAUAGAUAGAUAUAGAUAUAUGUGUGUGUGUGUACAUAGAUAUAUAGACAGAUAUAUAUGAGUGUACAUAUGUAUCUAUAUAUGUGUAUGCACACACACACACAUAUAUAUAUAUAUAUAUAUUUAUACAUACAUGUAUCUGUUAUCUUUUAUAUGGCUAUGUGUAUCUUUCUUUGAUGUAUAUUUGUGAAAAAUGUAAAUGUAGUGAGGAAAAUGAUCAACUGAUGCUUUUGAACUAAAGUACUUGUAUUAUUUGUUCUUCCCCAGUUACACAGACACUCCCUUGGCACCAUUAUCAUUUAUAAAUGCAGUCAGCCUUCGAUUGACCCAUUAGAGGCAUCCCUUUCCGACAACAUUAUUGUGCACUGAAUGCUGUAUAAAUGAAAUAAAUCAUAGUCCUUGUCACCUCUAGAAAAAUGGGACUGUCAUGGUUGGACAUCCUUUGAUUAGAUCCUUGUGUCCUGCUAGAUUAGGGCUGACCUGAUGUUAAACUACAACUUAAUGUUCCUUCUCCUCCUCCUCCUCCUCUCUCUCUCUCUCUCUCUCUCAAUCUUUGUCCUCCUCCUCCUCUCUCUCUCUCUCUUUCUCAAUCUUUAUCCUCCUACUGUCUCACUUCUAAUGUCGCACUACCCCACCACAAUCCCACAACACACCACUGCCUUCAAACCACUGUGUGGGACGGCCUCUAUGUUGUCACUCAACCUACUAGAAAUAGCAGCCAAAUCUGUCACAAAAUUUCACUCUACUACAUUCAAAAAUGAAUAAUGCAUUUGGACAAUGUAGUUCAUUGGGCUGGGCCUGUAAAAGCCAGGGAAGUGUGUGAGGUGUCGGCCAGUAAAUCCCCUUGGGGCCUGCAGAACCAAAGAUGGGUCUAGGACUUUCUACAGGGCUCACUCUCUCAAAAACAAAACCCUCACAGCCCCCUUGAAUAUUGACAGGAUCCAUUCUUCAAAGACCUGAAAGCACUUUUAUUCUGCUUAACCAGAUUUAUCUUGGUGGUCCUUUCUUAGGAUAUACUCAGUUCCCCUUUCCCCCCAAAAAACAUGAUCAGGGCCGAGAGGCCUUCGAUGACAGAUCUGCCUGAUCAAAGCUUACCUGGACUAAACAACCAAAUCAAACCUGUCCCACCUUGGAAGGAAAAGCUCAUCGCAGAGUUAAAAUACAAAGAAAGAAUCUCUUUGAGAAAGAAGUAAAUCAUUUGGUUAAAAUUGUUUUGGAUUGGAAAAGAGUGAAUGGCUUCUUGCAGGAUUUAUAAAGGUGAGUAGUUCAAUACUGCAGGUUGCCUUUGGUGGGCAUUUUUGUUUUUUACAUCCAAGGGGAUUUUCAAACCCAAUAUAUUACAAACUGUUGUUUAGAGUGAUACUCACUUUAAGAUACUCCAUUAAAAGGAUUCCCCACCACCACCACCACUCACCUGUACAUAACUUCAUUGUCUCUGAGAUCCUCUCCUUUCCUGGCUCCAUACUGUCUCAGUACAAUCCACCACCACCUCCACCAACAACAACCUUCCACUUUUCCCUGCAGACUCUAUUCAAUGCUUCCACUCCAGAUUGUAUUACUCCCGGACUUUUCUGUCUGUGUCUUUCCUUACACCACCCUAAACGACCACAAGCUUUAAUUUUAUCUUCUCCACACCAUCACUUAUCCCCCUAUUUCUCACCAUAUUAUCGUUGAAUGACUUGAAAGGACUACGGGCCUGUCCCUCCUACUCAAACUAGCUAAUAAAUAAUAUGUAUUUGACUGAGAA